Messenger RNA from Penaeus monodon (black tiger shrimp), 974 nucleotides. RefSeq names its product phosphonoacetaldehyde hydrolase-like. Gene Ontology annotation, cellular component: cytosol. Gene Ontology annotation, molecular function: phosphonoacetaldehyde hydrolase activity; phosphoglycolate phosphatase activity. Lineage: Eukaryota; Metazoa; Arthropoda; Malacostraca; Decapoda; Penaeidae. The transcript has 7 exons. Gene Ontology annotation, biological process: DNA repair; dephosphorylation; organic phosphonate catabolic process. The coding region runs from base 3 to 974 and encodes 323 amino acids. The record is from RefSeq and is a predicted model, not a curated record.
AGAUGGAAGGCGUCAGGGCCCGGUGGUUGAAAGCCAAAGCCGGCGCCGCGCCCACCGAUUCGGACAUCGACCGUAUGUACGCCAAAUUCGUACCGAAGAACAUCGCGGCGCUCGAAAAGUUCUCCAAUGUGAUAGAUGGCACGCUGGAAUGCAUGGCGGCACUGCGGAGCCAAGGCGUCAAGAUCGGGUCAUGCACAGGUUACCCGGCUCCAAUCGUUGACAAAUUGAAACCCAUUGCUGCUGCCCAAGGAUAUGUGCCCGAUGUUUAUGUCACUGCUGACGAAGUGCCCCAGGCCAGACCGAUGCCCUAUAUGGUCUGGCUGAACGCGAUCCGCCUCGACGUGAGCCCCAUCGAGGCCGUGGUCAAAGUGGACGACACUGUGGACGGCAUCAAGGAAGGUCUGACUGCUGGCUGCUGGACCAUCGGGGUUGCCAAGACGGGUAACUACGUGGCAGCUUCUCAGGAGGAACUGAACAGGAUGCCUCGCCAAGACCUCGAAAGGAAGCUGAGGAAGGCGUAUGAGAUCCUACAGGAUGCUGGCUCUCACUACGUGGUGGACUCGGUGAAGGAUGUCCCUGCUGUGGUCAAGGAUAUUAACCGUAGGAUGGCUAUGGGGGAGAGGCCACUCAGCCUCAGCCUGGUGAUGGAGGAGCUCAGCAGAUGGUUAUUGAUGCGCCAGGGACCCCAAGGACCCGUAGGACGUCUAGGAGACAAGGGAACACGAGGACCCCCUGGCGUUGAUGGACUGCCAGGGACCCCAGGGCGCAAGGGCCAGAAAGCGCCCACCAAGACGGCGCAUUGGGAAUCCAGUGAGCUCUCUGAUUGGUCCAGAGCCCGUGCGCGUCGACCAAUCACGGGCCAGCUGCGGGAGGCUCGAAGGCAGCUGGGAACCUCAACAUCCCGACGAACUUCAGAAGCAUCCAGCGUCCCGGAGGACCUGGAGCGAACCCGUCUCUGUGUUCUCGAACCAUAA